This is a messenger RNA of Colletotrichum godetiae, 518 nucleotides long. RefSeq lists its product as uncharacterized. Lineage: Eukaryota; Fungi; Ascomycota; Sordariomycetes; Glomerellales; Glomerellaceae. The annotation marks the transcript as partial. The record is from RefSeq and is a predicted model, not a curated record. The transcript has a single exon.
AUACUUGAGAGAAUUAAUCUUGAAGAAAAGGGGUUGAGUUAUCAUAUUGCAUUUAACAUCGCUCAACACCCACAUUCUCUUCCAUACCUCUCACCAACAGUUUCUGUGACAUGGACUCAUCACAAAAUGCCUGAGACACACGAAGUCAUUGUCAAAUACGCCUACGACCAUAUCUCAGAAUGGUACCUGCAGCGGGUCGAUAGUCAAAAAUCACCGCGGGAGAAAUACACCAAGAGGCUCCUUGAGGGUCUGCGAACCUCGCCUACUAUCCUAGAGCUUGGCUGUGGUCCUGGUGUCCCUAUCUUGAAGAUGUUGCUCGAUUCGGUGCACGAGUAGUCGCGAACGACAUCUCAACCAAGCAAAUCGAAUUGGCCAAGGCACGUUUCCUGAAAGCCACACUAGUUGCAGGCGAUAUGACAGCACUCACGUUUGACCCUGAGAGCUUUGCUGGAGCCGUCAGCUUCUACACGCUAUUUCACCUUCCGCGGUCCAAACUCAAGGCUAUGCUCACCAGGAUU